AUGAAGAAAAGGUCUGAUCACGCUCUGGCAGUGCUCGAUUUCCACCGAGCAGGAUCCAGAGCAUCGAGGCCAUGGAAAAAUGGCGGGAUCACGGAAUCGAGCCUGAGCGCCGCGAGGAAGAAAGGCUCAAUGCCGGUUGUGAUUUCUGGAGGAAAUCUCUACAUAGAGGUAUACAGGGAGUGCCCGCAAAGCGGUAACAUCUUCAUACCGUGGGGGCUUUUGCUGUUGCUUGAAAGAAAAUUUGGUCAGGAUCAUGAGGAUGAUCAAGCUCCAGCUCCAUUUUUUAGCUAUUGCACAACCAAUGAUACACUUGACGUACCGUUUCCUGACCUCUCAUUCUGGGGAUGGCCGGAGGUGGAUAUCCCUCCGUGGGAGGAACAGUCUCAGCCGAUCGUCCCUGGCUCUUGGGAGAAAUGGAUUUCAAGACUCAAGGCUGUCACAGCAAUGCAAAGACAGGUAAAUGGUACCACGUUGACUUUUGUGUCCAUGUUGACUUUGUUGUCCAUAUUUAACAUUUACGUGGAAGGGGCCGCAUGGUCAGCGAGCCUGAAAUACCGGAUGGCUGAAGCAAUUGGCAGGCGUGGGCAGGAUUUUAUAACCCAGGAAUUGACAAUGGACCACGUCUACAGCUAUAUGGUUGAGCUUUUAUCACAGUAUGCAAAGCUGCAGAGGUGCACUCCCACAGUACCUCAUGGAACUCAGAUCUUGUGUAAGGAUGUAAUCAAGAGCCUCUUGAUGUCAAAGUAUUCGUGGGAUAAAGUAUAG
This is a messenger RNA of Selaginella moellendorffii, 765 nucleotides long. RefSeq lists its product as uncharacterized. Bases 1 to 765 code for a protein of 254 amino acids. The record is from RefSeq and is a predicted model, not a curated record. NCBI's taxonomy places the organism in Eukaryota, Viridiplantae, Streptophyta, Lycopodiopsida, Selaginellales, Selaginellaceae. The transcript is spliced from 6 exons.